AUGGACUCGCCUCAACACCAGGCACCUUUUAAAAAAUCAGACUUUACGUUUGACCAUGACUUUAACCAAAUCAUUGAUCUCUUAUUGCAUGGUCAUAAUCAAGACGCCGUUGGGAAAGCAGUGGCUCAUCUCCAAGACAAAUUCACGCAUGCUAAACAAGUCCUUCAAUCUUUACCAGGACUUCAAUAUUCUCAACAAGAACAAGAACGUAUCCUUGCUCAAGAAAUACACGUACUCGAACGAAAAAAACAACAACUCGCUGCAUUUAAACAUCUCUUACCCUCUGCAAAAUAA
Messenger RNA from Mucor mucedo, 294 nucleotides. RefSeq lists its product as uncharacterized. Bases 1 to 294 code for a protein of 97 amino acids. Gene Ontology annotation, biological process: regulation of transcription by RNA polymerase II. The record is from RefSeq and is a predicted model, not a curated record. The transcript has a single exon. Gene Ontology annotation, cellular component: mediator complex. Gene Ontology annotation, molecular function: transcription coregulator activity. Lineage: Eukaryota; Fungi; Mucoromycota; Mucoromycetes; Mucorales; Mucoraceae.